Oryza brachyantha (malo sina) is the source of this 1207-nucleotide messenger RNA. Its product is annotated as probable transcription factor MYB58. NCBI's taxonomy places the organism in Eukaryota, Viridiplantae, Streptophyta, Magnoliopsida, Poales, Poaceae. The coding region runs from base 37 to 960 and encodes 307 amino acids. The transcript has 3 exons. The record is from RefSeq and is a predicted model, not a curated record.
CCGUCGCAGCAAUCGUGGGCGCGCAGCGAGCGAUCGAUGGUGGCGCAGCGGCGGCGGGGUGGGCGGCCGGCGGCGGCGAGGAAGGGGCAGUGGACGGCGGAGGAGGACGAGGUGCUGCGGCGGCACGUCCGGGAGCACGGGCCCAGGGAGUGGAGCUCCAUCGAGGCCAGGGGGCUGCUCCCGCGCAACGGCAAGUCGUGCCGGCUCCGAUGGGUCAACAAGCUCCAGCCAGGCCUCAGGACGGGGUGCAAGUUUACGCAAGAGGAAGAGCGCAUGGUGAUCGAGAUGCAGGCGAAGGUUGGCAACAAAUGGGCCUUGAUCUCGAAGCAGCUCACUGGCAGGACGGACAACGACGUCAAGAACUUCUGGAGCACACGGAAGAAGAAGCUAGCGAGGAUGUCGAAGGCGGCGGCGCCGGCGCCGCCACCAUCCCGCAGGCGAUCCAGCUCCUCCUCUCGUGCCCUGCCGUCCACUCCCACGGAAUCCUGCUCGCUCAUGAAGGACCCGUUCCAAGAGUCAAGUUCGUCGUACCACGUCGGUGAAAGCAGCCAUCAGGCAUGCACGGCCAUGGAGAACCAGCUCACUACUGACGCACAAUCACCUGGACGACUACCUGCCUAUGAGUGCUCACUUGGACUACCUGCACCUGAAUCCUUAACUGGAUUGCCUGCUCCUGAAUCACCCUCGUGGCCGUCUUCCGGCGAGCUCGCCUUGGUUCCCGCUGCAGAAUGCAUGCGUAACCCGGCUCCAUUGAUGCUCUAUCCUGCUGCGUCUGGCGACAUGGCAUCUGCUGAUCACUCUGGGUACGGCGACGAGCUCGCAUGCCUGCAGCCAGUCUUGGAGUUUCAACCGAUUCAGCCCUACGGUCUAGAAGACGACAUGGUGUUUGAUGAGCUAUCUCCGGCGACUUUGGACUUCUUCGAUCAGCCGCCGCCGCCGCCGCCGCUCAUCAAGUGGUAGUUGCUGACGCCGGAGAUAUACUGUGAAUGGGAUUCAUUCUUACGGAGAUAUUAUCAGUGGUGAAUUGUAUGGAGUACUAGUUUAUCAAAUUAAUCAUUGUUCUACCUUUUUAGUUUAUUCAAAAAAAAGUUCUACCUUUUUAGCUUGGUAUGAACUGUGAAAGACCACAAUGUUUACCUGUUCGAUCGAAUUUACUUCACUAUUGCGUACCAAGUUAUCAGAACUAUGCAUGCAUGACAUAAUUACU